AUCAGCAAGGGGCCUGCGCCAGCCGGUACGCGGGAAUAGGACGGGCCGCGGCAGACUCGCGCCGGAGCCGGAGACGCGGUCCAUCCAAGUGCCGCACCAUGGACGCCCCAAAACAAGUGAUCAACUUCGGGCCCGGGCCUGCCAAGCUGCCCCGCUCGGUGUUACUGGAGUUGCAAAAAGAAUUACUAGACUACAAAGGAGUUGGCAUUAGUGUUCUUGAAAUGAGUCACAGGUCCUCAGAUUUUGACAAGAUUAUUAGGAACACAGAGAGUCUGGUGCGAGAAUUGUUAGCUGUGCCGGACAACUACAAGGUGAUUUUUGUGCAAGGUGGCGGAUGCAGCCAGUUCAGCGCUGUUCCCUUAAACCUGAUCAGCCUGAAGGCUGGGAGAUGUGCUGACUACGUGGUCACAGGAGCAUGGUCAGCGAAGGCCGCAGAGGAAGCUAAGAAGUUUGGGACCGUGAACGUCGUCCACCCUAAACUCGGGAGUUACACCAAGAUCCCAGAUCCAAGCUCCUGGACCCUCAACCCAGAGGCCUCCUAUGUGUAUUUCUGCGCGAACGAGACUGUGCACGGCGUGGAGUUUGACUUCAUCCCUGAUGUCAAGGGUGCGGUGCUGGUCUGCGACAUGUCCUCCAACUUCCUGUCCAAGCCGGUGGAUGUUUCAAAGUUUGGUGUGAUUUUUGCGGGUGCCCAGAAGAAUGUGGGCUGUGCCGGGGUCACGGUGGUCAUCGUCCGCGACGACCUGCUGGGGUUCGCCCUCAGGGAGUGCCCCUCAGUCCUGGAGUACAAAGUGCAGGCUGCAAGCAACUCACUGUACAACACGCCUCCGUGUUUCAGCAUCUAUGUCAUGGGCCUGGUGUUGGAGUGGAUUAAGAACAAUGGUGGGGCAGCAGCCAUGGAGAAGCUUAGCUCCAUCAAAUCUAAGAUGAUUUAUGACAUCAUCGAUAAGUCUCAAGGAUUCUACGUAUGUCCAGUGGAGCCGCAGAAUAGAAGCAAGAUGAACAUCCCCUUCCGCAUUGGCAAUGCCAAGGGAGACGAUGCUCUGGAGAAAAGGUUCCUCGAUAAGGCGCUGGAGCUCAAUAUGAUCUCCCUAAAAGGACAUAGGUCGGUAGGCGGCAUCCGGGCCUCCCUGUACAAUGCUGUCACAGUAGAAGAUGUGCAGAAGCUGGCGGCCUUCAUGGAAAAUUUUCUGGAAAUGCAUCAACUGUGAACACACGCUAAGUGGUCUGGACUCUGCCCUUGAGUGCCGCAGGGUAGAGAACCAUGGGAAGUGGCUGCAGAAACAUGAAAGACUUGGCAGUGUUUUCAAAUGAACGUGGUGAUUGCGGAUUCUUCACUUUGCAAAGAACACAGCGAAACUUGCAGAGUUCUGCAAAGCUGAUGGGACCACCAGCUAACGGCCACUUUAGUCCCAACUGGAACUGGAAAUUUCUUUUUAAUCAUCCUGUUGCUUUUCUAACAAAUUCUGGUCUAAUUUUAUCUUCACUGCUGCUUGUUUUUAGGUAGAUGUCAGUGUCAGAACUUGCCUGGGACGUCAUUGUACAGGGCAGGUGUUUCUGAAGCUGUGCACACACGGCACCGGCUUGGGGCGGAGGUGUGGACAGCAGUGGGUCUCUCGGCUCCCAGGGCCGAUGGCGCAGCUCGGAGCAGCAUGGGGAGGGCUGUGGAGUUCCAGGCGAAGGGUGGAGCGGGACAUCUCUUUAUAUCAUUAGCCUCAUGAAGAGAUAAAUGAUUCACUGUAAAUGGUUCUACUCUAAGGUCGGUUCUUAACACACAUAGUUUAUAUCUCUAUGCUUUUAUGUUUCUGAUAAAAUGGUGCUUUGUGAUACAUGCAGAGACUUAGAAUGUGUCCAAUCCCUGUGAUGCGCUGCUUCGUGAAAAGGUUCUGCAAGUUCCACAAUUCACUUUUUAAAAGUCUCUUUUGAACACGCGAGUUCCAGGUCCAGUGGAGGGUCCUUCCCCGUGGGGCUCUGGUCAACAUCUCAUGUUGACUGUGGAGAAUAUUAAAGGCCUCAAACACUGAAACCCUUGGCAGUAAAAACUUCUCUACUGGCCUUUUAGACAAAUGUUUGUUUUUUAAACUUGUUGCUGGAAAAACUAGUCUAAAAAUGGGGCCCGGUAAGAGUAAAUUGAUUUGAUCGAAGGUGGAAGACUUGAGUGUUCUGCAAAUAUUUUUGAAAAGUUCAAGGCAGUGUGGUAGUUUUCCAUUGCUUUCUAACAGACAUUUCCAGCCAGCAGUGCUCCCACACAGCUCACAGUGCAUGGUUCGGUGACCUCUGUCCACCUGCCCCAGAAGCCUGUGCUGUCACCUCUGGCUGUGUAACGAGGACUCAGCUGCGUGUGCUGCUGCGUGGAGCCCCUGGUCAGCCCCGGCUGCCCUGGCUGGAUUCUCAUGGGUAAGAGGAGAGUUGAAAUAACUCUCCCGCUGACCUCCGGUGGUUAAGGGGUAAAGCCGGGGCUUGACGCACUUGAAGAAUGAUCACAGUAAAUCAGCAGCAAGAGCCGGCCAGUCCGUGGGACCUGACCCAGUGUCCCAGACAGCAGUGGGCUACCCAGCGCACCCUCCCUACCUCCCAGGUGGUCGCACAGGCCUGUUGUCUGAGCCAGCCCUGUUUUUCUCAAUGUUUCUCGAAUCUCCGUUGAUGUCAUGCCAGCUGUGGUGUGUCAGCCUGAGUGGACACUGCCCAUCUACACCUCCCACCACAACCAGCUGGACUUCCCAUGUGCCCCUGUGGACACAUGGGAGGUGUGACCAAAAGGAGCAGCUAGUGCUUAUAUAAAAUUGCAGUACAAGAUAACAUUGCCAUUCCCCGCCGCGCCCUCGCUGCCCCUUGCAUUGAGCACAGUUGUCCCCGUCCUGGAAGUUGUCUUUUGUAAGUGGCUUUAGUUGGCUGUCCUGCUGAAUUUGUUUUGCUUUUUGCUUUUUGUUUUUUUUGAGAGAAGUUGGCCUCGAAUUCACGUAGCCUAGGCUGGCCUCAAACUUGUGGCGAUCCUCCUGCCUUAGCCUCCUGAGUGCUGGGAUUACAGGCCUGCACCACCACACCCGCAUGCUGUGGCCAUUUUGAUGUUCUGAAUCAAUUUAAAAUACUUAGCUUUUGUGGUCAUUUUGCCUUUGAGGAAGAGCCAGAAGUUUUACAUCCUGGAUCUGGUGAUAAGGCGGGUGAGGACACUGUGUUUAUGAGCAGCCUUUUUGUUGGAUGGUGCUCGGCAUUUGCCAUAUUUUUGGUCACUUAUGAAAGGGCUUCAGAACUUCAGAACGUGACAGGAGCAAUGCAGUGCGUGUGUUUAGAGGGGGAAUAUUUUCAGAGCGAUUGAUGGCCGUGUGUUUACUACAGUAAUAUGUUUGUUUUUUGAGACAAAGUCUCACUCCAUAGUUCAGCCUGACCUUGAGCUUAUGAUGAGCCUCCUGCCUCAGCCUCUUGAGUGCUGGGGUCACAGGUGUGCACCACCACACCUGUAACAUGUUUUCUUAAUUGAAACAUUUUCUGUGUAUUUUGAUCACCCCACGUUAAAAACCUCGGGCUUCGGGGGCAGUCCCUGCCCUGUGGCAUUAGACUGGCCUCUGUCUCGGGUGCUGAUGUCCUUGGAAGUGGCUGCCGUCUGGCCACGUGUGACAGUUCCUACACGGGAGACCCUGUUCCCACUGGGUGAGACUAGCCAGCCCCAGCCUGGCUUGUGCUCCUGUUUAUCAGCACAGGGGCUUUUGUUUCUCUGUUCUCACUGUGCAGAGCUUUCCUCCUCUCAGAGCAGCUCUGUUCUGCCCUCACCUUGCAGAGGCUGCUGUCUGUGGGAGCAGCUCGGUCCUCCCCCGGGCUCCUCUCCAGCUGUGCCCUGAGAGGUGCUGGACACUGCGCUGGCCCUGGGAGCCCCCAACUUGCACAGGUCUUCCCGAGGCUGCACCCUGGACGUGGGGCGGGAAAGACAGAGGUGUGAUCUCAGCUGUGUGAUCAUUUUCAGAAGUUUAGCAUAGACCACAGUUAUUUUCUACUGAAAUGGUCCAGUGUGAUUCCAUGAUUGAAUAAGAACUUCUAAAGUCCUAGAGGUUCCUUAAAACGCUAAAUCUGAGCGCUUUUGGGAAAUAGGCAGCAGCUGAUGGGGAGCCAUGGGGAGGCUGUGGGGCGUGGACUUAGGGAAAGCAGUUAGACUCAUCCUCUGCGCGUUCACUGAGCAGGGCAGGGGUAGGGGUGGGGAGGCCAGGUGCAGGCGGCCUCCUGCAGACCAGGAGCCAGGUAGAUAGACACCAGGCCUUGGGCACCCACAGGGGCUAGGUGGGGGCACCUGCCUUGCCUCCCUUGGGCUUCUCUAAAGUGUACUUUCCCAGCUGAAUGGGAAGUGUUCUUGUUCAAAGUUCUUUAUGAAUCAUCCUCACUCUGUGCCAUCCCAGUCAGAAGCACCCUUGCGCCUGUGUUUGCUAUGUUCUCCACACACCAUGGCCUUAUCUCCACCCCCGUUUAUGAUCCAGUUCCCAGGGAUACUCCUGAGACUGACCUGUUCGUGAUCUAGUGUGUCGAGUCCUCCAGAGUCCAUGCGGGACUCUUUUUUUUUUUUUUUUUUUUUUUUUUUUUUUGUCUUUUUCCUUUUUAUCGGUACCGGGGAUCGAACUCACGACCGCCUGCUUGCAAGGCAGGUGCUUAUGCCGCUGAGCUAAAUCCCCAGCCCCUCCAUGCGGGACUCUUAACGCUAGACCUGCGACUGUUGGUAACUCAGUGCUCCGAGGCCGUGCGCUUACCGUGUUGUGUUUCUCUUCUGUGAACAAGAAGCAAAUGGUUCCGCUUCAGUUCCUCUUGCUCCCAUUGGGUCAUCUUUGAGAUCUUAAUGCUGCUUCCUCACAGCCUAGCGGCUAACACUGGAGAGUCUGGCAUGCUUUUGGGUGAACUUUGUGGGGUAACAAGUAAUUCUUCCUCCUUUUAAGGCCAAAGGAGCCACCGAGACCCUAAAAAUAGACAAGAUCCAUUGAUAGAUGAUGAGGUGUCCAGCUCUGCCACGGGCACUGCCAGGCUGGCCUCGUGUCCACUGUGAUGAAUAUUUGUCAGGUUCUUUGGAAGGAAAACAGUGACGAAGAGUCUUCUCACGUUUGAUUUGAAUGCAUGUAAUUAAAAUGUGAAAUGCUGUUGAGUUCACUAAGAAAUCAAUUGCUUUAAUUGGAAAGAUGGCUCCUUCCCUCUGUCCAUAAUUGGGCUCUUGGUAAUUUGAAAAUUAGAAUCCCUGACAGCUUGUGAUAAAUUGGCUCCUUUUGGGCUAAAGCAGGUAACAAGUUCUAAUUACCUCUGGAUUAUUCCAGAAUGGAUGGGUAAUCUUGAUCAAAGCGAUCCUGGGAACGAAAAGCUAGCAGUGAGCAAAGGUUUACUGAAAUUUUAAAAAGAAGCUAACGAAUAAAAUAUCUUGAUAUGACAGAAACAAGAGCUUGCAUAUUUUAAGUCCUAGAAAUGUAAAUUGGAAUUUCUAAGGAAAUGCUUGAUAUAUUAGAAAAACUAUACACAGAAUAGUAUAUAUACAGAAAUUCUUUAGGUUGCCAGCCCUGCUUACUUGUUAGAGCACAAGAUUAUGACAGCCUUGGCCCUCACUUGUACUUUGAAUUUUUAAACAAAUAAGUAGCUUGCAGUAAGUUUAAUGAAGCUUAAAAUGUUUAUUCAAGUGAAGAAAUAAAUUCCUAAAAAUACAGACAGAUUAAUAAAUUCGCUGACUCCA
This is a messenger RNA of Cavia porcellus (domestic guinea pig), 5689 nucleotides long. RefSeq names its product phosphoserine aminotransferase 1 (gene Psat1). Gene Ontology annotation, cellular component: cytoplasm. The transcript has 9 exons. Gene Ontology annotation, biological process: L-serine biosynthetic process. Lineage: Eukaryota; Metazoa; Chordata; Mammalia; Rodentia; Caviidae. Gene Ontology annotation, molecular function: pyridoxal phosphate binding; O-phospho-L-serine:2-oxoglutarate transaminase activity. The coding region runs from base 99 to 1211 and encodes 370 amino acids. The record is from RefSeq and is a predicted model, not a curated record.